Molecule: messenger RNA, 2406 nt
Organism: Trematosphaeria pertusa
Lineage: Eukaryota; Fungi; Ascomycota; Dothideomycetes; Pleosporales; Trematosphaeriaceae
Product: cell division cycle protein-like protein Cdc20
Exons: 2
Coding region: 186-1973 (595 amino acids)
Biological process (GO): positive regulation of anaphase-promoting complex-dependent catabolic process; anaphase-promoting complex-dependent catabolic process; positive regulation of ubiquitin protein ligase activity
Cellular component (GO): anaphase-promoting complex
Molecular function (GO): protein binding; ubiquitin ligase activator activity; anaphase-promoting complex binding
Source: RefSeq, a predicted model, not a curated record
CCUCUACCUUACCUACCCUACCUCCCUCAUCUUCUCCGCAUACCUCCACCCUCUCUCCAUCUCUCAAACACACGCAAAUACCUUCGAAAUCAAUACUUCAAAGCAUCGAUUACAGCAUUGUCUAAUACUAAUAUUUGUUUUACAGCAGCAUACCAGAAAAUCAUAUUUAAGAGAGUAGCGCAGUCAUGGCGAGCCCAGCAGUCUUGACCCCGGUCAAGAGCCGCUCAUCAGUCUUCUCCACCCGCACCGCUGGCGGUCGGAUGCCAUUGACGCCCUCUCCCCGAACCCCACGGACGCAGACUCCUGAUGCGCAGGCGCACGAGUCUCUCCAUGGCGGCAACUUCAUGUCCCGUCUCCAGCGCUCCAUCUCCAAGACCACCCGAGACUCCCCCAAGUCGAACAUCGCCCGGGCUACCAACUCGCCGCGACGGUUAGAGCUCGGCGUGUCGGAGUGGUCGCUGACUGGAACGGGCAACACAUCAACCAAGACACCUGCCAAGUCGAAGAGGGACGGCACCCUCCGCUCAAGGCCCACCAAGACCCGGAUAGCAUACAACGCCGCCGACCGCUUCAUCCCAAACCGCACAGCGAGCGACGCCAUCUGCAACGUCGGCACCGGCAAGCUCGAUCUCGACCAGCGACCCAAGUCUAGCUCUACGGGCGAGGGCUCCACGGUGCUGGCCAAUGCCGCGAGUGCAUUCGAUCUGGGCGGUCGGGGUUCAGAGGAAGAUGUCACCCUCUCGCUGGAAGGCCUUAGCCUCGAAGAUGACGAUGAGGAGGGCCGGUCAAAAUCUAAGGCCACCCCAGACACCGUCGCAUAUCAGUCGUCGCUCGCAUCAGCAUGCGGCGUCAGCCUCAACACUCGCAUUCUUGCCUUUAAGCCUGCCCCUCCGGAGUCAUCAAAGCCCAUCGACCUCCGAUCACAGUACAACCGCCCCCUCAAGCCGGCCAGCAGUGUCAACGCCCAGAGCCGUCGUCGCAUUCCAUCUGCGCCUGAGCGGGUUCUCGAUGCACCUGGUCUCGUCGAUGACUACUAUCUCAACCUCCUGGACUGGUCUUCGAGCAACCAGGUCGCCAUCGGCCUAGAGCGCUCUGUCUACAUCUGGUCUGCCGACUCCGGUUCGGUUGCUUCUCUUCUCGAAUGUCCUUCCGAGACUUACAUCUCGUCCGUGAAGUGGUCCGGCGAUGGAGCCUACGUCGGUGUCGGUCUCGGCACUGGUGAGGUCCAGAUUUGGGAUGUCGAGGAGGGCACCAAGCUCCGAAGCAUGUUCGGCCACGAGACACGCGUUGGGGUCAUGGGCUGGAACAAGCAUAUCCUCUCUACUGGCGCUCGCUCGGGUCUCGUCUUCAACCACGACGUUCGCGUCGCUCAACACAAGGUCGCCGAGCUAGUCUCACACACUGGCGAAGUCUGCGGUCUUGAGUGGCGCGCCGAUGGAGCUCAACUCGCGACUGGCGCUAACGACAACCUGGUCUCGAUUUGGGAUGCUCGGUCGCUUGCCGCUCCCAAGUUCACCAAGACCAACCACCGCGCAGCCGUCAAGGCUGUUUCGUGGUGCCCGUGGCAAUCCAACCUCCUUGCGACUGGCGGUGGAUCGAAUGAUCGUCAGAUCUACUUCUGGAACACCACCACCGGAGCGCGCAUCAAUCACAUCCCGACCGACUCCCAGGUCACCAGCCUGCGAUGGAGCACCCACUACAAGGAGAUCGUCAGCUCUGGCGGCUUCCCCGACAACUCUCUCAGCAUCUGGAGCUACCCAUCCGGUGUCAAGAACAUGGAAGUCCCAGCCCACGAGUCUCGCGUUCUACACAGUUGCUUGAGCCCCGAUGGCCAGAUGCUAGCCACCGCCGCUGCGGACGAGUCCCUCAAGUUCUGGAAGAUCUUCGAGAAGAAGCCCGGUCAGCCUUCGAUCGCCGCUGCCGGUGCUGCCUCCACCAAGGCGAGCGUUGUCAAGCAGAUGACGAUUCGCUAAACAUACAACAACUCAUGUCUCGCACAGUCAUCCUCUUCGGACUUUGACGCUGGUGCGGACGUCAUCACCAACGGCUUGCGCAAUGGAGCCGAUUACCCGACUCUACGCGCAAUGGUAAGUUGGUAAGUAUCACAUCUCGUUUGGGUAUGUGACGCGGUCCUAUCCAUAGGAACCUUCCACAGCUACCCUCGGAAACUGGCAACUCGGCUGGGUGUUUUAGUCUCUGUUCAGCGAGGCGUCUUGGAGGAUCAUGCAUGGGCGGUGUUGGUGGAGUGGAUCCUUUCGAGCGUCUGAUGAAUACGAGUCCAUGAGCGACGAUGAUCUCAGUCGAUGUUUUGGUUACGAAAGCAAAUGUUUUCGGGUGUCAUCUCAAGUCUUGUCUGGAGGUUCUUCCUGGGUCCGUCCGUAUUAAUGCAAGCAUAUUCAAACGUUU